CUUCGUCUAGUGCAGAACAUUCAGAACAUGCCCGAAUACUUCGCCGAGAGGCUGUACGACUCCAUGAAGAGUCUGGGUACCAGGGACAAGAUUCUCACCAGGGUGUUGGCAACUCGGUGUGAGAUUGAUCUCCUUAGCAUCCGUGCUGAAUUUCGGAAAAAAUACGGAAAGUCUUUGUACUCUGCUAUUCAGGCCGACACAAAGGGAGAUUACCAAUGUGCCUUGCUCGGACUGUGCAGAGCGGAGGAUCUGUAGAAGCAGCACCUGGAAACUUUUUGGGAUAAACCCUUUCGUGAUUCCACAGCUGGUCUGUCCCGUCCUACCCCUGAGCUCCACAGAACAUUUCUCUGCCUCAUGCUGUUACGGACAUGUAUGUAAACAAGGAUAGACACACACACACACACACACACACACACACACACACACACACACACACACACACACAGUCUUAUUCAGACAAACAGCCUUACCCAAACACACACAGUCCUUUACAUAAUCACACACCUAGUCUUUUACAUCGUCACACACAUGGUCAUUUACAGACACACACAGCAUUUUACAUGCACACGCACACACACACACACACACACGGUCUUUUACACACACUC
Molecule: messenger RNA, 608 nt
Organism: Rhincodon typus (whale shark)
Lineage: Eukaryota; Metazoa; Chordata; Chondrichthyes; Orectolobiformes; Rhincodontidae
Product: annexin A2-like
Exons: 3
Coding region: 28-255 (75 amino acids)
Cellular component (GO): cytoplasm
Molecular function (GO): calcium ion binding; calcium-dependent phospholipid binding
Source: RefSeq, a predicted model, not a curated record